Molecule: messenger RNA, 2190 nt
Organism: Nezara viridula (southern green stink bug)
Lineage: Eukaryota; Metazoa; Arthropoda; Insecta; Hemiptera; Pentatomidae
Source: the annotation of a GenBank genome assembly
AUGGCUGGAAAAGCAGUGCUCACAUGCAGACCCAACUCCCACCUCUUCCAAGAACGCACUUUAGUAUUAGAUCAACCUGUGAAAAUAGGGCGAUCAGUAGCUCGAGCAAGGCCCUCUCCAAACAAUGCCAUAUUUGAUUGUAAAGUUCUUUCUAGAAACCAUGCUGUAUUUUGGUACACUAAUGGAAAGUUUUAUUUGCAAGACACUAAAAGCAGCAAUGGCACUUUCGUCAACAAUCAGAGAUUGAGUAAAUCAGGUGAAGAAAGUUUACCGAGGGAGGUAUGCUCCGGAGAUAUUGUUCAAUUUGGAGUUGACGUGAUAGAAAAUACUAGAAAAGUUACCCAUGGGUGUAUUAUUGCUAACAUCAAAUUAUACCUUCCAGAUGGUAAAGAAGCCAAAGCCAGCCAAUCUUCAUCAAUAAUCUCAUCUAAUGCUGUCCCUGUUGAAGAUCUAUAUGAACUUCAUCAAUAUCUACAGGAAGCAUCACAACGGGAACACAUGCUAGAAACAAAACUAUUUGCCCUUCAAGAAGUCUUGAAUAGCAUUAAAGAAGCUGCUGAUCAAGGUUGGAAAGCACUUAUAGCUGAGGACAGACUUCUGACCCGUGUUGAAACUUUAGAAAAUCAGCUUCAAGCUUAUUCAAAGAAUUUUGGUGAAGAAAAGCUCAAAGAAGAAUUGGUCAAAUUACAAGAGGAAAAAAAUCAAUAUCAAUGUACUGCUAAAGAGUUUCUAAAAAAAGUUCUGGAUGAAAAACUAGAAGCUGUUCAGAAAUGUCAAGAAGUUAAAAGGUCUCUUGUUAAUGUUGAAGCAGCGUAUUCUAGUCUAACUGAUGAAAUGACAAAAAGCCAUGCUCAUAUUCAAGAAUUAGCUCACAAGUUAAGUAUUCAACUUGCGAAAAAUGCUGACGCAGAAGCUAAAAUUCAAGAGUUAGAAACUAAGCAAGUUAAGACUAUUGAAAGGCUGGAAAGUAGAAAUAAAGAAUUAGAAAAAAUGCUAGCAGUAAGACAUGCUGCUGAAGAGAGUUUAGAAAAACAAUUGACUGAUCUUCGAACAGCUGAAAAUAUUGCCAAUGAAAAAGCUAUGGCUUAUGAAUUACAGCUUAAAGUAUUAAGUAAUUUUCCUUCUGCUGAUUUAGAAGGAAUUGAAAUUAACGAAGGUGAUAGUUUAGAUGGUCUUUCGUUAAAAAACUUUGAAGCUAAUAUGAUAGAAACGGAUUUGCAAGAAAGUUCUGAUUCAUUUUCAUAUCAUAAAAACGAAAAAGGUGCUUUGAAUGGUGGAUGUAAAGAAAGCAACAACUUUGUUGAUUCAGAAUUAACUGAAUUAAAAGAAAUGGAAAGUGAUUCCAGUGAAACAAUUGAGAACUGUGAUACAAAAGAGGACUCAAGCACUCUUAUUGCCAAAAACAGUGAUAAUUGUUUGAUUGCACAAGAAAGAUCAGAAAAAGAUCACAAGUAUUGUGAAGAAUGUUCAGUUAUAAAACAAGCUUUAAAAGAACAACUUAAGCUUCAUAGUCAGUAUUUGAAUGAAAACUCCGAUGUUCCUGAAGAUUUUCAAAAUAGUUUGAAUAAAAAAAACCAAGAGCAGGAAGAACUCCUUCUUAGAAGACAACUUUUAGAAGCCCAACAAACUGCUAAACAAAGCCGAAAAGAACAAGCACAAAUGAUGGACCAAAUCAUAGCAUUAACUGCUGAACUUGAAUCUGUUAAUAUUACUGAUGAUAACAAAAUUCAUGAGAAACUUUUUGAGUCGCAACAGGAAUGUAAUAAGCUUCAGAACACCAUUUCAACACUACAGUCAGAACUGAUGAGCUUGAAGGAGAAAUGUUUGAUGAUUGAUGAAGAAAAUCAUCAACUACAGCAGAAAUUAGAUAGUUAUAAAAAAGAAAAGAAAUUUCUUAACAAUAAGUCAGAAAAACAAUUUGAAGAUAUCUUGUUUAAGAUAUCAAGGCUUGAGGAAGAAUUAGUGAUUGUUGGGAGUAAAUACAUGCAGUGUAAUGAAGAAAAGACAAAGAUCGCUCGUGAAUUAGCAAAUUUGAAACUAGAUUACCAAGCAAUCUCUCACCAACCUUACUUUAACUUGAUAUUUGCCCUGCCAUGCAUUAUGCUAGUAUUGGCAGUCACACUGGCAUUUUAUCCUACUCUGUCUCAAAUAAUGGGGACAGCUGAACACUUAGAUGAAGGUAGUUCAUAA